AUGCAUAAAGAGAAAAAGAUCUGCGACAGCCUUGUUCAAUGCCCUAUGUGUCGUAAGGAGUUUCAAACCUCAGCGUCAAAAGAACCUCACCAAUGCUACUUUGACAAAUGCUCCGUAUGCCAUGAAUAUGUAAAACUUACAGAACACAAAUGCUUUAUUCAACCUGUGGCAGCCAAAGAAGAUCAAAGAAAGAAAAAAACCAAAGCAACCCUGAAACGCCAUAGAAAAAAAAAUCCCUUGGCCUCGGUGUAUGAAGAACCUCCCAUCUUCGUCUACGCUGAUUUUGAAUCUAUGAUAGCGGAAGAUAACACACACAUCCCCGUAUUGGUCUGCGCCCUCACCUCUGAAGAUGAUACCUUCGAAACCUACUACGGGGAGAAUUGCACGGCCGACUUUCUGAACUUUCUCACCCAGCUCACCGAGGACAAAUAUGGCGACCCACGCGAGGUGAUAUGCAUUUUCCAUAAUUUAAAGGGGUACGAUUCUAUGUUUCUACAGCAUCAGUUGGUAAAGGAAGAAAGAAAGAUCGAGGACAUCAUCGCCAUAGGCACUAAAUGGUUAUCCUUCAAAGUGGGUCAAAUCACAUUCAAAGAUUCGUUCAGCUUCCUCCCGAUGUCACUCUCAGCCUUUACCAGUACCUUUGGUCUCACGGAACUCAAGAAAGGUUUCUUUCCUCACCUGUUCCACACACCUGACCAUCAAGAUUAUGUGGGAGCCCUGCCAGCAGCCUCCUGUUACGACCCAGAAAGUAUGUCCAAUUCUAAAAAAAAAGAAUUUCAAGUCUGGUAUGAAGAACAAGUGAAAAAGCAACACCCAUUUGAUCUCAAGCAAGAACUCAUAGCCUACUGCCAAUCAGAUGUCGCCCUUCUUAAAGCCGGCUGUCUUAAAUUUGUGAAUGAAUUCCAGUCCAUUUCUGGGUUUGAUCCGAUGGAAAAAUGUGCCACGAUUGCGUCAGCAUGCAACAGAUAUUGGCGUAAAAAACAUCUUUCCAAGGAUACUGUGGCCGUUGAACCUGUAAGAGGAUGGCGUGGGGCACAAGUCAAUCAAUCAGAAGUUGCAUUAGAAUGGUUGAUGUGGCAGGAACAUCAGCUUGAAUCAGACAGCCCACGUAUCCAACAUGUUCGUAAUGGUGGGGAGAAGUUGAUACCCGCAGGGCCCCAGGCAUACCAUGUCGAUGGUUUUGAUAGCCACACAAACACUGUGUAUGAAUUUCAUGGCUGUUUGUUUCACGGGUGCAGACGUUGUCAUAAAGACCGCAAGAAAAUGGCGUUUUCAUCAGGCAGCUACACGAUGGAAGCCUUGUGUCAGCAGACGGAAGACAAAUGUCAGACACUCCGACAGAUGGGGUAUAAAGUGGUUCAAAUCUGGGAAUGUCAAUGGAAGGAGCAGAAAAAGGCCUCAAAGGAAAUUCAAGAUUUUCUCAAGGAAAUCAAUCUUGUACCACAGCUCAAUCCGAGAGAUGCGUUCUUUGGAGGUCGAACUGGGGCGGCGUCGCUUUAUUACAAGGCCAACACAGAUGAAGGCGAGCAAAUCAGAUACGUCGACGUCACCUCAGAAUAUCCCUAUGUAAACAAAUACGGCACCUACCCCAUAGGUCACCCCGAAAUAUUUUUGGAACCAGACGACCAAGAUCCAGCCUCCUACUACGGUAUAUUGACAGUGGACAUUUUACCGCCUUAUAAUUUAUACAAUCCCGUAUUGCCUCUUCGACAUGGAAAAAAACUGACGUUUCCAUUAUGUCGAAAAUGCGUGGAAGAUGAAAAGGCCAAACCGAUGUUGGGAAGAAAUUAUAAUUGUAGUCAUGGUGUGGAGGAUCGCAUGCUCACUGGUACUUGGUGUACGCCCGAAAUCAUGAAAGCUGUUGAAAAAGGGUACCAGGUUCUUCGCACACACGAAGCAUGGCAUUUCCCACCAGACCAAAGAGAGCAAGGUCUGUUUGCCCCGUACGUAGACACCUGGUUGAAGAUAAAACAAGAAAGUAGUGGUUACCCCAACUGGGCACAAACGGACGCGCAAAAAUAA
This is a messenger RNA of Pocillopora meandrina, 2022 nucleotides long. NCBI's taxonomy places the organism in Eukaryota, Metazoa, Cnidaria, Anthozoa, Scleractinia, Pocilloporidae. The record is from the annotation of a GenBank genome assembly.